This is a messenger RNA of Uranotaenia lowii, 4331 nucleotides long. RefSeq lists its product as uncharacterized. Gene Ontology annotation, biological process: regulation of neuron differentiation; positive regulation of transcription by RNA polymerase II. Gene Ontology annotation, molecular function: RNA polymerase II transcription regulatory region sequence-specific DNA binding; DNA-binding transcription factor activity, RNA polymerase II-specific. NCBI's taxonomy places the organism in Eukaryota, Metazoa, Arthropoda, Insecta, Diptera, Culicidae. The record is from RefSeq and is a predicted model, not a curated record. The transcript has 7 exons. Bases 938 to 3745 code for a protein of 935 amino acids. Gene Ontology annotation, cellular component: nucleus.
GGCGCGAAGACGACGAAAAGUUCACAGCACAUCAGCAUCAUCGAGGCCCGCAUGAAUAAUGGAAACAUAACGAGUCAGUCUCUGUGUCAGUCAGUAGACAAUCGGACAGCCAUCGGUAAAUAACUAUCAGUUAGGUCAGGCAGGAGUAGGAGACCCGAAUAUUCGAUCGAAGUUUCCCCAUUGAGUCGUUCGCGCGCGUAAGGAUCAGGUCUGGCGUUGUGCGCGCGCCUCGCGGAAGAUUUAUUGCGACCCUCUUGGAGAGGCGUGGUGCGGUGCUUCCGAUUCGAUAUCGUCGUGGUCAUGUGAAGUGCAAGUUCGUGGAAGGACGAGAGUUGUUUGGGUUGUGGGUUGAUGGAUUGGAUUGACGAUUGGGUCACCUGUUGAUGCUACUGUUUACGGCGCUCUAUGGAAGUACAUUCUGGUGGAUGAAGGAAGAUAUCAAAUCGUCAAGCUUGACGUAAUGAACUUGUUAUUGGUGCAGAGUGCCGACGGCAGUUGACCGUUUGGUUUAGCGUCGAAUACAAUCAAGUGGAUUGUGAUGUUUGAUAGCUUAACAAGGAUAAUCAGUUGUGAAAGGAAUAUAAGGAAAAUAAGGAAUAUAUCUAGGCUGUCUUCAAAAAGAGAUCCCAUGCUGAUGAUACCCAAAAAACUGAAGCGAGCACAAAGACCCACUUUAGAUAAUUUUUCGGACUAAACCAUACGGUCGCUUGGCGCAUUCUUCAAAUUUUUGUCCCCGUCACAAACUGCUCAAAACAUCGAAACCAAAUAAUUCCAAGUUACCGUAAGCGGAAGGAAUUUUUCCUUCAUCACUGUCGUCUUUGUCAGUUCUUGCGUUUCUGGAAGUGGCAAUUGAAAAGGAGGAUCUUGAUUUUUGCUGAAAAACUUGCCAAAUCAGAAUCAGAAUCGAGGCACAUUUGCUGAUUUGCCGAUCAUAAAGAUGUCACUAGACAGCAGCAUCGACGAGAUGGACCGGAUCGGUGUGCCACAUGGCCACGGACGGCAGAAUCUUCAUCAGAAUCAUAAACAGAACCUAACGACGACUACCGACGAAGAGGCGGAGGACGAUGGAUACGAUGGGGACGUGACGUCGGAAUCGCCUGCUAAAAGGAUCAAACUGGAAAAUAGCGCAGAUUUUAGUCUUACGAUGGCCGACAAUAGCAUCGUAAACGGAAGUCUCGGCGAGCUGCUGCGAAGUAUUAAAAGUAGCUUGGACAUGCGCGGCAGAAGUGAAGAGUCAUCUGUGGGAAGUGGCAGUGUUGUGGGUGGAAGCUCAGUGAUGGGGGGUUCUUCAAGUUCAGGUGGGAUUGGGGUUGGUGGAGUCUUCGGGGUUCCUAGCAACAGUUUGAAUAAUAACAACAACAGUGAUACCUUUAACAAUAACAUCAGCAACGGGUACAAUAACAAUAACAACGUUGGCAAAUCCACUGCGGCGUCCAUUUCAUCAGAUGAGGUGAAAUAUGGCGAGUUUGGCAAAUUUUUGGCAGAUAGCGAAAAGGAUGAAAGCAUGGCCACCGUACUCGAGCUGCUGCACGAAAACUACGGCCUCAUCCAGCGGUACGCUUCCGGGUACGACUGCCAGCAGGAGAAGUGCCAGUACGAGAACCUGCACGAGCACUUCCACUGCUACGACACCUUCUGCCGGGGCAAGGUGCUGUACAAGAAGUACGAAAUCAUCCGGCACCUGAAGUGGCACAAAAAGCGGAAAGAAUCGCUCAAGUACGGGUUCUACCGGUUUUCGUCGUCGGACGAUUGCAGCGUCCAAUAUGGGCACUGUCAGCACAACCACAAGCACACCCACUAUCACUGUGUGCACGAAAAGUGUGACAAGGUGUACAUCAGCACCAGCGACGUGCAAAUGCACGCCAACUAUCACCGGAAGCACGAGGCCAUCGUUAAGAAUGGAUUCCAAAGAUUCCGAGCAACGGAGGAUUGCAGCACGGAUCAUUGUGCUUUCAAAGGCCAAAAGACCACCCAUUUUCACUGUAGGAGGGAAAAUUGCAAAUAUACCUUUAAAAAUAAAGCGGAUAUGGAAAAACACAAAACUUACCACAUGAAGGACGAGAUGCUGCUCCGGGAUGGGUACAAAAAGUUCCUUAAAACUGAAGAGUGCACCUAUCAGAACUGUCGCUUUUCACGGGUUUGCAAUCACAUUCACUGUAUGCACGAGAACUGUCACUACGUGCUGCACUCGAGUGGGCAGCUGCUCAGCCACAAACGAAAACACGAACGCAUGGACACGGAAGUGGACUACCGCAGGUUGCAGAUGGCCCGCAGUCUGUUGAGCAAAUUUGGAAUGUUCCGCUCCGGGGAAGAUGCUUUGGCAAUGGGUAAGGACGAUUCCACUGGGGAGGAUUUACCGACAUCACCUAGUUCGCUGAAUUCUCCUUUAAAAGACCAGACACAUUCGAGAAGUUCCGUCCUAGAUUUGUUGAGCAUAAUGUCGGAGUUGACCUUCCGGAUGCUUCCACUUCAGAUGCUUCUCCACAUGAGGAUGCAAAUGCUGCAAAACAUGAGCUACGAGCAGCUACUGGCUCCGGAUAACAUCGAAAAAUUGAACCGACUUUCCGAGAGUGGAUUGAGCGAAGAAUACGUCAAACAGCUGUACAACUUCAACGAAACGACGAACCUGGAUUUGGGAGUGACAAAUUUAACUAAAAAGCAAACCAGCCCGCUCUUCUCAAUGGGAAAAACCUUCGAUUUCUCGCCGCUAAAACGAAAACCGGAAGAUGAUUUGGCUGGACCAUCAACUCUUCCGCAAAAUAUGUCCCAUACCCAAACGAAAGACACCUCCACAUCACCAAUGAACAAAUCGAAACUUCUUUUUCACCCCAGCAUUGACUACCGAUUGCUCAAAAAAGACGAUUCCGCCGUUGGUGAAUCCACAUCCGAGGUUGGAAUGUCGCUUUCGGAUCGACAGAAAGCCCUACUGGAUAGUGCCAACUUUUUGCAGUUCUCCUCCAGCAAGACCCUCUUCAAUCGGAAACGUGGACGGCCGCGAAAGAACCACGUCAUGGAGGUUUAUAAUAGUGUCCAGGAUUCUCCCCAGGCGAUCUUUACCAGUUUCAAGCUGGAGAAGAACGACUUCAAACGGGAAGCAGAUCAUCCCUCUCAAAAUCAUCAACAGCAGCAGCAUCAGCAACAGUCACAGGUUUAUUCACAGUCGCAUCCACCUUCAAUUGCGGGGGAGAUGUCCGAUUUUAAGUUGAGAAAUCCAGACGGUUCCGGGGAAGGUCCCAUUCGGCUGGACAGAGUUCAGUUGGCAAGUCCUCCUCAAGCUACCCCGAUGACACUAUUCGGAACUCCAGAUUUUGGUGGGUUUUCUCAACUGCUGGAGAAACACAUGAGAGAAAUCAAAACGGAACCAUGUGCCACGGUCACUCAUGAACUGGAGUUGUCCCCGGUAGAAAAGCUCCGGAAUCAACUUAAAUGUGUGGUUUGCAGCAAUUCGUUUGAGACGUUUGCCGAAAUUAAGGAACACGAAUGUCUCGGCAAGAGUCAACUGGAGAAACCAUUGCUAGCUUUUCCUCCCGGGACGAUUCCCCUAACGGAGGCACAGAUUUCCGCCUUUCGAAAUCCCUUCCCAGCAAUGGAGCUCGCUGAUCCUGGCGGGAGGUUACCAUAUCCUGCUCCGAUAAUGCCACUAGCUUUGACUUCGCCGAUGUCGGCAAAAGAGUCCGUUGCCCUGGUCAAAACCACCGGAACGUUCUUUCCCGAUGUGAAUGCGAACAAGCUGAAGUUUUACUGAAAGUAAGCUCAAGUGAAAAGAUUAGGAGUUUAUCUUAUCUGAUCUUUAGCUAAAUCUCUACAUUAGAAAAAAAAAAUCUACUACCUCUGAAGGAUUUGCUGGAUAUCCUCGAGAAAUUAGAAAAAAAAUUGUAAAAAAAUGUUUUAUCGUACUUUAAAUCGGAUAUAAUUUAAAAAGUAUCUCCAGAAGCAUUGUACAUUGAAAGUAAUAACCCAUGUUCUAUCUGACGCCAUAAGUUUUGUACAAAGUUUUAGAUAAUUCUAGUUUUAUCAGAGAUUUUACUCAGACAUUAAAAUUUCCACUAAAAACUAUUGUUAAACCAUUUGCUUUGAUUAUAGAUUACAUCAAGGAUCCAUACGAUAUCUCGAAAAAUAAUGUACAAAACUUGCAAACAUAUAAUAAUUGAGGCUGAUAUAAAAAUACAAACAUUAUUUAAUUGUAUAAAUUUUGCUUCACUGGCACAAACUGAAAACGAGUUGUAAAAAAUGUUUUUCAAGUAAAACGAUUUCAGAAUUUGAACCCAAUUAUUUCGAUAGCUGCCAUAUUCGAUAUUUGAACAGAUGUUUCGUACUCUACAAAAUAUAUU